Messenger RNA from Leptosia nina, 495 nucleotides. The record is from the annotation of a GenBank genome assembly. Lineage: Eukaryota; Metazoa; Arthropoda; Insecta; Lepidoptera; Pieridae.
AUGAAUAAGUCUAAGAUUGCCCCACUAAUAAAUUUGGUCUGUAAGAGGAAUAUUACUCUUACAACUCCUCGAGAAGGUAAAAGGAACUUUAGGAAAUUUGUUAUACCAAACAAAAGAGGUUCAAGAAUUCAUAAGAUACAACAAACGGGCCCAAACCACGAACUGCCCAUUGAUAAAAGGGGCGUUCGUGAUAUAGGAUAUAUGUUGAAUGGAAAAUUUGUUCAAGUGCCAGAAAUGAUACCUGAAUUAAUCGUACCAGAUCUUUCAAAUUGUACUCUUAAGCCAUAUGUUUCAUAUAAAACUGAGGAUGUUGUACAAAGUGAAUUCUCUUCACAGCAACUAUUUGAUGCUGUCUAUAGUAAAAAGAUUGUCUUAGAUUUCAAGCAAGGCAAAUUAGAUGAAAGCGGUCUGCCACUUCAACCAUCUGAAGAAGAGAAGUUACAACCCAAAGAGGCUAUUGCUCAAGCAAAGAGGACAGGCUCAGAUAUAUUUUGA